CGUGUGACGUCAGAGCGUCAGCUGGCUGACUGUUUACAUCCAGCAGUUUUUCUGUGUGUAUGUGUUUGUGUCUGACCCUCUUCCUCCUCGGUUUCUUCUCAUAUCUCAGGAACAAAAGGCAGUACACGGAGGGAACCUCACCGGCUCACACAUCAGCUGUCAGGAUGGGUGGAGCUGUCAGUGCCGGUGAAGACAACGAUGACUUGAUAGACAACCUGAAGGAGGCUUAUUACAUCCGCUCCGACCUGGUGGAGAAGGCUUUCAGAGCCAUUGACCGUGCCGACUAUUAUCUGGAUGAGUAUAGAGAUAACGCCUACAAGGACUUGGCGUGGAGACAUGGGAACAUCCACCUGUCUGCUCCGUGCAUCUACUCUGAAGUGAUGGAGGCUCUGGACCUACACCCAGGACUCUCUUUUCUCAACCUGGGCAGUGGGACUGGGUACCUCAGCACCAUGGUCGGCCUCAUUCUGGGACCGUUCGGUGUGAACCACGGCAUCGAGCUGCACGCCGACGUCAUCGAUUACGCCUACCAGAAACUUGACUCCUUCAUCAAAACCAGUGACAGCUUCGACAAGUUCGAGUUCUGCGAGCCGUCUUUCGUGGCGGGCAACUGUCUGGACAUUCCUCUAGAAAGUCGUCAGUAUGACAGAGUUUACUGUGGCGCUGGAGUCCAGAAGGAGCACGAAGACUACAUGAGGAACCUGCUGAAGAUCGGGGGCAUCCUGGUGAUGCCCCUGGAGGAGAAGUUGACAAAGAUCACCAGAACAGGGACCAGCACCUGGGAGACCAAGAAGAUCCUCUCAGUCUCUUUUGCUCCUCUGGUUUUACCUAAACAUGGACCAAAUGGAAAACCCAAGAUUGUCCCACUCCCCAGGUAUGAGGUGCGGACAUUACAGGAACUGGCUCGUAUCUGCAUCCGUCACACACUCAGAGUGACUACAGACGAGAAAGAGAGCCAGUCACGCGGCCGUGGCUCCUCCUUUAGCGUGGGUCGGGGGCUGGCCGUGGCGGGGCUGCAUAAGUACGGCCCUCGCUUCAAACGGCGGCGCGUCCACCGGCGUCAGUGCAGCAUCCAGGUGGUGGCUACGCUGGACGGUAACAACAACCAGGGAGGGAGAGCUGUGGACGAGGAGGAGGCAACUGCAGGAGAGAGGGAGAGGAGGCGACAAACGAGGGGGACAAGGAGAGCAGCCAAGACUGCAGAGGAAGAGCAGGAGGCCGCGGCCGCGGAGGACGAGGUAGUGGAUGAGGAGGAGGAGCAAGAAGAAGAGGAGGAGAAGGAAACUGGGGAGUUGCUGCGACCUCAGCCAGCCGUGAACCUCCUGAGAGAGAGGAUUCUGGGUCUGCCGCUGCCAGAGCCUCUGAAGAUGUACCUGCUUUUCUACAGAGAGAAAUAAGGCUGAAGACCUCAACCCCAGAGCUUAAAGAUACAAGGGAACGUUUUGGAUGUCGCCUCUAGGAGGCAGACUCCAAUCCUGACCAUGCAUCUCCUUCUUCAGCAUCUGCAUUAUCCUACUUUACUUCAACUUUCCUCUUCUUCAGUCCGUUCCUAAACCUGGUUUGGUCCACGUUUCAGUAAAGAGCUGCUUCUGUGGGAACAGAAACUAUUCUUGCAGCUGUGUUUAAGAAAACAAACUGAUGUGAAUGUUGAGACAGAGACAACACCGUACUGACCAGGUUCAAACUCCUACUGUAAUGUUCUGUGACGUUGUUCAUGCACAUACUCUAAAUUUGUAAUAUCAGUGAAUCUCAGUGCAUGUUCCCUCACAGAUUGGAGGACGAGAUGAGGCAGAGACGGCGUCCCGAUCUUUUGUUUUUCCUUGGAUUUCAAAACCAAGAGACAGUGUUUUCCUGACGAUUCGGCAGACUCUGAAAACUGUCUUUAAAGAAAAAUUACACAAGACAAGUUUUUUAUUCUGGUAGAAGGAUGAACUCUGUUUUGUUUGUUUUUUUCUAUGUACAGGACAGGAUUGUUAAGCCCCCGUAUUCUUCUGUUGGUAGAUUGAACACAGCAUAGUGGAUAUAUUUAGGAGUCUUACAUAAUUCCACUUUAGAAACAGAAACAAAACUGUUUUACUACACCCAUCAUCAACUUGGAAUACAUUUAGAAAGUAAACCUGAACUUCAGUUCAAAAGUUUGAUUGCAAACUGCACAAAUACGGUUUGUGCUUUGGCUCUUCUGUUAAAGAAGGCUAAUACAGUGGAACCUCGGUUUUCGAACUUCCUGAAGGCUGUUCAUUAACCAAAAAGUCCGAAAACUGAAACAAUUUCCCCCAUAGGUAUCAAUGUAAAAUGGAUUCAUCCAUUCCUGGACCCUGGAUGACUGCUUAUUCAAACAUUUCCAACAGUAUUUUGUGAACAGGUUCAUUAAAAAAGAUCAACACAACUGAAUAAAGAAUAAAGCUAUAAAUAGGAAAGGCAAUUUUAUUCAUCUAUACUGGAGCUAAGAAGUCAUAAAUUGCUUCCUUGUUCUUAAGAAUGGUACAAAUUCACAGAUUUUUCUGUUGUUGUUCUCACUAUUUUUUCCCACCUUUCCACAUUCACUAGCCUCUUUCAGGUCCCAUGGUGAUUUAUUGAAUAAUAAUAAAAAAGAAAAGAAAUAGCACAGCUAUAAAGAAAUACCAGCAAAAUCAGACAUCACUUCUUAGCGUGAAUAUCCUGAUCGCAGACUGACGCCACACACUCAGUCACUCAGUGAUCACCUGCUGACUGCCUGAUGUCGUUGGCGUGUUCAUCAACCAAGUUAUGGUACAACAACUGACGGGAUUUUAGGUUAAAAAUGUUGUUCGGAAACCAAAUUGUUCAAAAAGAGAAGCAUUCGACAGCCGAGGUUCCACUGUAUAUUGUGACAUUUUGUUCAUUAAUUCAAAACAAAAUAUUGUGAGCUCCCUAGCUGAACCUGAUGUGUUUAGAAGUUAUAUUUUAACAUGCUGCUGUUGUAAAGCAGAGUCUCUGAUGUUCUCACCUCAUCUGUACAUCACAUCUUCACAUUCAAAAGAAAGUGACCAGAAACAAUCACUACCUUCUUGUUAUUCCAGUAAUACACAGUGACUAAAACCAGCAUGAUGAAAACACAUUGUGACGACCACUUGUGUGUAGGGGUUUUUCUGUAAUAUCAUUUUCCUUUUCUAGUUUCCUUUGAUAUUUUGGUAGACUUGAAGUGACAUUGUUUGGUGAAACAUAAACAUACUCUGGUAUAGA
Molecule: messenger RNA, 3201 nt
Organism: Cynoglossus semilaevis (tongue sole)
Lineage: Eukaryota; Metazoa; Chordata; Actinopteri; Pleuronectiformes; Cynoglossidae
Product: protein-L-isoaspartate O-methyltransferase domain-containing protein 2-like
Exons: 7
Coding region: 60-1397 (445 amino acids)
Biological process (GO): protein modification process
Cellular component (GO): cytoplasm
Molecular function (GO): protein-L-isoaspartate (D-aspartate) O-methyltransferase activity
Source: RefSeq, a predicted model, not a curated record